This is a messenger RNA of Musa acuminata AAA Group (dessert banana), 1310 nucleotides long. RefSeq lists its product as uncharacterized. NCBI's taxonomy places the organism in Eukaryota, Viridiplantae, Streptophyta, Magnoliopsida, Zingiberales, Musaceae. Bases 329 to 1141 code for a protein of 270 amino acids. The record is from RefSeq and is a predicted model, not a curated record. Gene Ontology annotation, cellular component: catalytic step 2 spliceosome; post-mRNA release spliceosomal complex; Prp19 complex. The transcript has 7 exons.
UCCGCUUAAAACUCCACUCUCUACGGUGUCGUGAGUUGAGUCGUUUGUUGCAUCGAAAUUAUCAAAGCUGUGGUUGACCUUAGCGCCGCCCACCAAUGACGGCAUUUAUUUCCUUCUCGUGUCCUCCUCCCAUCUGUCUUCUUUGUCCUUUUCCGUCUUCUUCCCAAAUCGCAUUCGAGAAUUCGAGGCUCGUAUUAUCUUCCAGACUAGCAAGCAUCCAAAGGAAGAAAGGAGGAUUCUUAAUUUUUCUUGUUGUUAUAGCUCGAAAUCGAAGAGGAAGCCCCCAGCAUUUUCUUUGUUCCUGGCAGGCGAUCGAAGCCUACGGGGGAUGGAGAGGGAGGGGAGGGUGAAUCCAGAUUGCGUUAACGCUUCCAAUCCCUUCCAUGUGUGCGCGGAGUAUUGCGUCCAGCGAGCUCAUGUAUUGAAGCCGCGAAGCCCGCGGCCAAAAUUAGUUGUUGCAGCUCAAAAUGGGGAGAGACGUGAAGGGGAUCGAGGGAUGGUAGUUGCAGAAAGAAAUGUGGAUCCUUCGUGUCGCAACGUCUCGAAUCCAUACCACCAGUGUGCUGAGUACUGCUCUCCAAGAAGUCCCCAAGUCAAAGAACUAAACGGGGAGAAGCGAUCAGACAGUGUUGUGAAGAUGGAGGGUAACCAAGAGAAGAAGGAAGAGAUGGAACACAAAGAGGGAGGCAAUUCAAUUGUCCCAGCUCAAAAUGAGGAGAGAUGCAAAGAGAAUCGAGGGAUUGUAGUUGCAGAAAGAAUAGUUGUCCCUUCAUGUCCAAAUGCGAGCAACCCAUUUCAUCAGUGUGCCGAGUAUUGCUCUCCAAGAAAUCCCGAGGAGAAAAGACAAAGGGAGAAGCAAUCAGCAGAAAUUGGUGUGAGGAUGGAGAAUAACAGGAUGGUGGAUCCUAGAUGUGUUAAUGCAUCUAACCCCUACCAUGUGUGUGCUGAAUACUGUUUCCAGAAGAUGAAAGAAAUGAAGCAAACAGAGGGAGGCAAAGCAGUUGUUGCCGCACACAAUGAAAGAAGGGAGGGAUUGAAGAUAGAUGUGAGAGAGGGAGUCCACCCCAGUUGCAUAAAUGCUUCCAAUCCAUAUCACAAAUGUGCCGAAUACUGCUUCGAGAAAAUAAAUCAAUUGAUGUAGCUAGCCAGUAAAGACAAAUUAGAUAAUUGAUCAUAUUUCCAGCAGUCAGCGUCCGAGGAAGAUUAUAGGAUUUCCUGCAGGCAACAAGCAAACAAUUUCAGAUUUACGAUUGACUCUAUUGUCUACAACUGAUAUUUUUCGAAUAAAAGCUACCAUUUUUGAGUUUGUA